AUGGAAACCGGCUCAGCGAAGAGCCGCACUCUCGACCACCGCCUGCUCGACGCGAUUCACGGCAGCGAGGGUGGCUAUAACGUGGAUGGCGCGGAUUCGUUCUACGCGCGCAUGGCGGAGCAGGACGCGCAAGCUCCGCGGAUGGGGGAGAGCGGCGGGCGUCGCGGAACGGAGGACGUCUCGAGCCUCAUUGAGGACGAGGAGGAGGAGGAGGAGGAGGAGGAGGAGGAGGAGGAGGAGGAGGAGGAGGAGGAGGAGGAGGAGGACUGUGUGUGA
Molecule: messenger RNA, 276 nt
Organism: Closterium sp. Naga37s-1
Lineage: Eukaryota; Viridiplantae; Streptophyta; Zygnematophyceae; Desmidiales; Closteriaceae
Source: the annotation of a GenBank genome assembly